Molecule: messenger RNA, 3308 nt
Organism: Malaya genurostris
Lineage: Eukaryota; Metazoa; Arthropoda; Insecta; Diptera; Culicidae
Exons: 2
Coding region: 793-3288 (831 amino acids)
Source: RefSeq, a predicted model, not a curated record
UAUGGCUUUGGGUUGAAUUGACGAAAAGUGUUGGUGAAAUCGUGUUUUUACGAAUUAAAACGAUCGAGUCACAGUUGUUUUUUUAUCACACAUGUAACAGAUAGAUUUUUGUGACUAAAACAGAUUUUCGAACAAAAUACCCGGCAUGCAUCUUGAAAAGUUUUAAACAUAAGGAAAAUCUAUAACCAGCUCCGAACUAUUUAUUAAAUUCACUAAGUUCACUGUUUUGUGUAUUUUUUCGUGAAUGUAAAUACUAAUGAAUAGUACAGUUAAAAUGAUAAGUUUACUGUGUUUUGUUAAAAUUAUUCUGGAUACUAAAAUUUGCGCCUUACUGCUUUUAUUGAACACUGUGUUGGCACCUAUUUCCGUCGCUGCAAGAUACAAACCGACGAUUACUGUGGCGCAAGAUGAUACCAUUAUUUUCGCCAAUGAUGAACCUGAAGUGAUCUUGAAGGUGAAAAACGUUAAUGCUGGAUAUAAAGAACGUAAUUUACCCUCUGCCCCGAAGCUAGUGUGUAUUGGAAGUGAUAUUGAUAAUCUGAGACAAAAAUAUCUUGUUAUUUACGAUAAUCUACGCUACGAACUUUCCUCUGCGGCUAGAGCAACGGACGUGCUCAUCAAGUUAACAGCAGUUCUUAACUUACCGUAUUCGAAAUUGUCUAAGCUGGUGUGGCAUUUUCUUAGUGGAGUUGUAUAUAAAAUUCCUCAACGUGAAUCGUACGCAGCCAUAGACCAGAUCCGCCGCUUUUUGGAUGCGAAUUCAUCGACGACAAAUUGUUCUCCACCAUAAAAAUGUUUCUCUGUAUGCUGAAGGAUUGCACCUGUUCGUUUAACAACGCUCAUGAGUAUCUUGAUCAUUUGAAAAAAUUUCACUUGAUACCAACUUCAUUCAGAUAUAUAUGUACAAUAGAGAAAUGCGGUCAAAUUUUUUCCAAUUUUUUCCCUUUCAAAAAACAUACCAUUAAUCAUCUACCAACUCUUACUAAGAACAAAAGACAAAAUCAACCUCACCUCAAUUCAGACUCAAAUUGCAUUUAUGUUUCAUCAGAUGUAAUAUGUAAUAAGAAAACUAAACCAAACGAAGAUUUAGAUAAUAUUCAUUGUACAAGUAGUUAUGAUGAAAUUGAGAGGGCUGCCUUUAAUUUUACGUUAAAAUUACACUCAAAAAGCAAUUUCACUAGAAAGGAUAUAUACACUGUACAAAGUGAAGUAUCAGAGUUACUAACAGUACUUUCAAGUAACAUUCUUGAUUUGAACGUAGCUUCGCCAAAUCCAGAAGUGGAUUUUAAGUUUAAGAAUACAAUAUGUAAAAUGAAAUCUCUUUUCAGUGGAAUAAAUUCCGAUUACAAACUGUUUAAGUAUAUUAAGUUAAACUCUGGCUUACCGUUACCAUUAAUAAUCACCAUUCAAAAAGGAAAAAAAUCAGUAGUUCCAAUUCAAGAUCUAGAAAUGUAUAAUGAAAGUUCCAAAAAUUUCCUAAUAUUAAUGCCUAUUGCUAAGCAAAUUAAACUUUUUUUCGAACAUAAGAGUAUUUUUAAACUAACGAUAGAGAAUCAAGCAAGGCUAGAAAAAUCAUCACAAAUAUCUAACUUCGUCAAUGGCACUAGAUGGAUUCACAUUAAAGAAAAAUAUUGUAACGAUAUCAUUAUUCCAGUAUGGCUCUACGCAGAUGAGUUUGAGAUCAAUGAUCCUCAAAGUUCGCAUGGUAAUAGAGACUCUGUUUGCGGAAUUUACUUCAAUUUUCCAACGAUUCCGACUGAACAUAUUUCCCAGUUAAAAAAUAUAUUUGUUGCGGGGAUGCUGAAGAAAGUUGAUAUUAAAGAUGUAGGAAUAAAUAAACUAAUUUCUGCACUUUUGGACGAAUUUUCUAAAAUAGAAACAGAGGGAAUCGAAUUGAAUUUGAAUAAACAAAUCAUUCGAGUUAGAUUUGUAAUGUGUCUUCUACAAGGCGAUAAUUUAGGGAUUCAUUCUAUGCUUCAAUUCUCAACUGGAUUUAACGCAACUUUUUACUGCCGAUUCUGUAGAAGACCUAAAGAACUUCUGAAAACAGAUGUUAUAGAACAUGCAGACUGCAUUCGUCGUAGGUCAGACUACGAAGAAGAUCUUGUAAUCAACAAACUUAGCGACACCGGUAUUGCCGGUUGGUCAAUAUUUAAUAAUUUACCAUCAUUUCAUGUAGUUGAAAACAAAUGUGUCGAUGCGAUGCACGACCUAUUUAGUUCUGGCGUGUGUAAAUAUGGAUUUGUAGAAGUGUUAAAUUAUUACAUUUACAACAAAAAAUAUUUUACUCUGAGAGAAUUAAAUACAAGAAAAAGAGAUGUAGGGGGAAUAUCUUCAGAUAGUGAACUUCUUCGUAUGCCUGAUUUUAAUGAAUCAUUUUGCAGUAAAUACAGGCAGAAAUCGGUUGUGCUUAAAAUGACUUCUAACGAAAUGCGAGUUUUUUGUCACCAUUUUACAUUUUUGGUGGGCCAAUAUAUUCCACUGAAUGAUAUUGUAUGGAGGUACGCUAUUCAACUGAUUCAGCUAGUUGAUCUAUGCUUGAAACGUUCUUUUACAGAGAACAGCAUUGACGAACUGAAAUCUUUGAUUAAAUCACACCAUACAGAAUAUAUUAAACUAUUUGGAAAAGAUCUUACACCCAAACAUCAUUUUCUUGUACACUAUCCAAGCAUAAUAACUUCUUCAGGACCAAUUCAUAAUAUGAUGUGUUUUCGUAAUGAAGCCAAACAUAAAGGCUUCAAACAAUAUGCACAUGUCAUAACAUCUAGAAAAAAUGUAUGCUAUACUUUAUGUAUUAAAUCAUACUUACAGUUUACUAAUAACAUGCUGAAUAACGAAUAUUUUACUUUUACCGAGCCUAAUAAUUUUCAUUGUACAGAUCUCAGGUUCAGAAAUUAUUUUUCAAAAUUAAUGCAGCCGCUAAACAUUGCCUCAGACUUUAAAAUUCAGGUGUCGAGUUUUGCUUGCUAUAAAAACACAAAUUAUAAAACUGGUCAGUUUGUUGCAGAAUUGUUUUCGAAUACAGUUUUAUUGUACGAGAUAAUAGAAAUCAUUUUGUUAGAUAAAAAAAAUUAUUUGAUUUUACAAGUGUGGAAAGUUGGCUGUUUCCAUAUUCAUUAUCAGGCUUAUGAAUGCAUUGGUGCUACCUCAAUAGUUGAAAUUAUUUGUAUAGACUUCACAAAACCACCAUUUUCGAUUUGUAUCACUAAUCGUACUAUAAACGAUGAACUAAAAGGAAGAAGAAUGCUUUUCAGAAUGAAAAAUUCAUUUGAAUCGAUUUCAUCCUAGUUAUAAGAUAGUACAUUUGU